AUGAGUUCCGGUAUCCUCAAGCCUGGUCAGCAGAACAAGACUGGGCCGAUUAGUCUGCCGCCAGGCCUCACACCUAGCAGCCAGGCACUACUACUGGAAAAGAUCAACGCCCGUCGGGGCACUCCCGACUCUAUCUCGGAGGCAGUUGCAAGCUCGGACGACGAGACCGAGGCACAUCGCCAAGAGUACCCUCAAGCCAUCCAGCCCCAGAAGCCCAUCCGGCGAGCCUCUUGGUUGAGCGACCCCUCGCAAGCUGGAAUCCGACCGCGACAGGGCUCCUUCGCAAGCAGCUCCAUGUCGCCGACGACGUCCCACCCAAGCACUCCUGCCGCUGACGCAGGUGCUACCGCAUGGGGCACACAUUCGACAGCACCUACUGUGAUGGCUCGUCCUCACAACGGUUCGGGCUCCUUCGGUUGGGGAGCGGGCAUCUGGAACAAUGACAGGAAGGAGCCACCUGCUCGCCUGGCUGAAGUGCUCCCAUCACCGACCUCGUCCAUCCCGUCGGCGAACCCUUUGCUCAGUUCGGAUGGUGCGACCUUGCAGACCUCUCCGGCGCCGAGAGACUCUGGCACCAAUGCUCAGAUACCCUUUGCCAUUCCCAUCCACCCAACCCCGAAGAACUACCGCUCACAGUCAUACUCUGUGGGCCAAGCGGACCCCGAGACCCCGACGUCGGCUACCAUGGUCGGCUCUUCUGGCAUCAUUGGAUCCCGUGGUCGGGGUGUCGCCCACCCAGGUCUGCAACAUCGACCCUCGAGACCCAGCAUGCUCAGCGAGAUGUCGAACGAAGGCGGUAUGCUCGGGAAGGUCAAGGAGGUCGACGACGACGAGGACGAGGACGUUGAUCCUCUUCAGGGACAGCAUCAAUCGGCCGAGGCGAAGAAGAUCGAAAUGCUCACCCGAGAGAAUGCCAUGUUGCGUCAGCAGCAGCUGCACGCCAACCGCAUGAGACCAAGAGCGUCGACGGGCUUCGGUGUUCUGGGCAACGGCUACGGCCCUGUCAUGGAAGAACCAUCUGAUUAUGCCGUUGAUCUGGACGACUCCACGGACAUGCCUGCUGACGCUGCAACCAAGAGAGCCUUCGGCCGGAGGAUGAGCGAGUUUGGCAGUGGACCAUUUAGGUCCUCUUUCUCCCUGGAGAACCGACCGCUCGAGAAUGUCAAGAAGGCGAUCUGGUCGAGCUCUCUCGGCUUUGGUGGUCUGGUGGACAUUCCCCAGAGCAGACGCCAUUCAUUCGCCGAUGUGCCUACCCGUCAGCCGUCUAUUGGAUCUAUUGGUGACCAAGUCGCUCCUCAGGAAGCAGGUCCUCUUGAGGCUCAACAUGCGCAGGAUUUUCCUCCCAGCCAGUUCGACACCUCAAUGCUCACUCAGGCAAAUCCUAGCGCCUACUUCAACGGGCCGGGAAUCGCUGGCGCUCAGCAGCAUAUGGUAACCUCGGCGUAUGGAAACAUGUAUCCAGCCGUGUACGGAAUGCAGGCCCCUUUCCCGAAUAGAGCGCCUUCUCCACACCGUGGUCUCUAUGGGAUCCCACAACCUCGACACGCCCAGAAGCUUCACAUCGUGCUGUUCAAGUGCAACAGAGCAGAUGUGUUUUACAUUCAGGAAGGUACCGGAUUGACAGUCAAGCCAGGCGACUUGGUGAUCGUGGAGGCGGACCGAGGGACCGACCUUGGAACCGUGGCCAAGGACAAUGUGGACUGGGCCCAUGCCAAAGAGCUGAAAGAGCAUUUUGCCGAGGAGCACUAUAAGUGGCUCAUGAUGUUCUCUCAGAAUGCUGCCGCCGCCCAGGACGGGACCACCGCCGGUCUCAUGGCAGCAGCCAAUGGCAUGCACGGCGGCGCCGUUGGCGGCAUGGGUCCACCAAGCCAACAUCACUUGCAGGAGCCCAACGCUGGGGAGCUGAAACCGAAGCUGAUUAAACGCCACGCUCAGUCCCAUGAGAUCCAGGCCCUCCGAGAGAAGGAGGGUAGUGAAGCGAAGGCAAAGCGUAUCUGCCAGUCAAAGGUCAAGGAUCACGGUCUUAACAUGGAAAUCCUGGAUGCUGAAUUCCAGAUGGACUGGAAGAAACUGACCUUCUACUACUUUGCCGACUCGUACAUCAACUUCAAUUCCCUCGUCACCGAUCUCUUCAAGAUCUACAAGACUCGAAUCUGGAUGUCGGCCAUCAACCCAGCAUCUUUCGCGAGUCCCUCAAUCGCACUACAGACGCCGAGUGGCAUCGGCCCAGGUGCUGUUGGUGUGGGCCGAAAUGGCCCCAACGACCGCCGAGCAAACCAACAACAGGAGCCACAGGCUGCUUUUGCUAAUGCUGCCGCCACUGGUCGCCCCUUCUCAGGGAUGUCGGCGUCCCCGUUCGGCAAUGACCGCGGCACUACGACUUACUCACAACCUUCCUACCCAUAUGGCGGCAAUUAUGCUGGCUUCUCCAACGGACCUCGCCCCGUCGCGAACUCCUUUGUACCACCUGUCGACCCUUAUGCCACCGCCUUCCCCAGUGGCGGCGGCGACUAUCAAUUGCGCACUCGGGGAGGUUUCCCUCAGUCGGGCGUGACAGCACAACAGGAUCAGCCAGUCUCGCCUUUGACCACCCAGAAUGACUGGAUUGGGUCGUUCCAGGGGCUAUCUCUCAAUAGCCGCUGA
Messenger RNA from Cryphonectria parasitica EP155, 2643 nucleotides. RefSeq lists its product as uncharacterized. Gene Ontology annotation, cellular component: cytoplasm. The record is from RefSeq and is a predicted model, not a curated record. The transcript has 3 exons. Lineage: Eukaryota; Fungi; Ascomycota; Sordariomycetes; Diaporthales; Cryphonectriaceae. Bases 1 to 2643 code for a protein of 880 amino acids.